CGGCAGCUGCCCGUCAGUCUCUCCUCCUGCUUCUCCGCGCGGCCUUCGCUGAGGGGAGCCGACCGGCCGGCGGGACACGGAUCGAGGGCUGCCCGUGCUGCGAGGACGUGACACGCGUCGUGAGAAUUUUUGCCAUGUUUUGGAAUGUGGGUCCUUCGAAAUGUGUCUUGCCCCUACAGCUUUGUCUGCUGGGUUUUGCAUGCUCUGUGUGGGCCAGCUCAGGAGCCUUGUCACAGACUUCUAUCACAGCGGAUUCCUUCCUGCAAGACCUCUUCCUCCGGUAUGGCAAACAUGACAAGCUCACUUUGCAGCAGCUCAAAUCCCUGUUGAAUCGCCUUGAUGUGGGAGUUGGAAGGAACAACAUUAGUCGCACAGAGCAGCAGCGUAGAAACAUAUCAUCGUGCUUCAGUUCCUCAGAGAUCUUUGCAACCCACAAUCUGAGUGAAGACUCCAGCCUUGGCAAGAGUGAAUUCCGAGAGUUCUGCCCAACCAUCCUGCAGCAGCUGGAGUCAAGGGCAUGCAUGUCUGAAAACCUGGAAGAUGAGGAAGAUGAGAGGACAGAGGAGGGGAAGCCCAGUUCCUCAGAAGUCUGGGGUUAUGGUUUCCUCUGUGUGACUGUCAUCUCCCUCUGCUCCCUGGUUGGAGCCAGUGUGGUGCCUUUUAUGAAGAAGACCUUUUACAAGCGACUGCUCCUCUACUUCAUAGCUCUGGCGAUUGGUACUCUCUACUCCAAUGCCCUCUUCCAGCUCAUUCCUGAGGCCUUUGGAUUCAAUCCUCGGGAAGAUGAUUAUGUCUCCAAAUCCGCUGUUGUCUUUGGGGGCUUUUACUUGUUCUUCUUCACAGAGAAAAUAUUGAAGAUGCUUCUCAAGCAGAAAGACACGAAUCAUCAUGGGCACAGCCACUAUAGCACUGAGACCCUUCCUUCCAAGAAAGACCAGGAGGAGGGGGUCACUGAAAAACUGCAGAAUGGUGACUUGGAUCACAUAAUCCCUAACAAGAAUGGUGACCUGGAAUGCAAGAAUCCAUCUGUUGAUGAGAAGAUUGUUGGCUCCUUAUCUGUUCAGGACCUCCAAGCUUCUCAAAGCACUUGCUAUUGGCUGAAGGGCGUGCACUACUCUGACAUUGGCACCUUGGCUUGGAUGAUCACCCUUAGUGAUGGCCUCCACAAUUUCAUUGACGGCUUGGCCAUUGGUGCCUCCUUCACUGUGUCAGUCUUUCAGGGGAUCAGCACUUCUGUGGCCAUUCUCUGUGAAGAAUUUCCUCAUGAGCUAGGUGACUUUGUCAUUCUGCUGAAUUCUGGAAUGUCCAUCCAGCAAGCGCUGUUCUUCAACUUCAUCUCUGCUUGCUGCUGCUAUGUGGGACUAGCCUUUGGGAUAUUGGCAGGCAGCCACUUCUCUGCCAACUGGAUCUUUGCUUUAGCUGGUGGAAUGUUUCUCUACAUUGCAUUGGCUGAUAUGUUCCCAGAGAUGAAUGAAGUCAGCCGAGAAGAUGAAAGGAGUGGUGGUGCUCUGAUUGCCUUUGCUAUCCAGAACGCAGGACUGCUGACGGGAUUCACCAUCAUGGUGCUGCUUACCAUGUACUCGGGUCAAAUCCAGCUCGGAUAGAGACAUGCAUCUUACUAAUGGAAGGUGUAUGGACUGUGUAAAGCACAGCGUCUUCGCCAAAAAUUACAAAAGGCACUUGAUUAAGCCUGCUUCAUCGAUUCCUUCCUGGUUGACUUGCAGUGACUGAUGUAACUCCUCACUGUUGGGUUAAGUGACCUAAGGACCACUUUAUAGUGCUGCAACAGCAUUCCCUCCUUCACCUUCUGAAGAACUCUGGACAUGGAGGAAAGCUUCUAGCUUCUUUUUACCUCCUUAGGGGACUCAACCAGAGGGAUUCAAAUACCCCAUCAUUCUUGGGCUGACAAUAGACUGCUGUGUACACAGGUCUGUGGCAGUGUGGAUAGCAGAGAGCUCUUCCCACCUCCACCUGCCCAAAUUGCUUGAAGUUAGUAGAUUAGCAUUUUAAAUGGAGUAUUGGUGCUUAGUCAAUUGGUUAGUUGGUUAGGUUUAAAGAUGGCUCAAUUUUAAAAAGGGUAAUAUGGCUGCAGACUUCAGAUAAAAUACAUAAUACAAGAACUUACAAAAAUAAUGGGUGACAGGUAUCCUCUUAGAGAAAGCAUUUGUGUGUGUGUGUGUGAGAGAGAGAGAGAGAGAGAAUGUGCUUGCCAUGGUGUGUGCAUGUAUGAUCUAAACAUGUAAGAAUACUUUUAUUCUAAAAUGCUAUGCUCCAUACAAAUUAUGCAAUAUGAGUAAGGUUCGUAUGACUGACCUAAAAUUUCUUUAAUCAGGUAGCAGUGUUAGUUGUAAACUGUUUGGGACAUAUGGUUUAGGAGUCCUUCUUAACUCCCUCCAUUAUGUUUUUAAGAGUGCCCCUUUUCCUUGGACACUGUGGGGCAAGAUCAACCUUCCUCUUAAUUUAUUCUGUCUUCCUUUUGUUAGCUCUCUGAGUUGCUUCUCUUGAAGGUGAGCUUCUGCAGGGCAAAUGUGGCCAGGGGUGAGUGUAUUUAUUCCCAGCAGUGACUGAGACAUAAAGCAGUUGAUUUGUAUCCUCUGGUUGAUGCGAAGGCCUUGGAGCAGUCUAUGAAAGUGAACCCCAGAUUUGGAUGGGGGUCUUAGGGAGGUUUUCUCCAUGAUUAGACUUUCCCAGAGUCACUAGGUGAACCAAAGUAUGAUUAUCAUAUUGAUAAUAUCAAGUCCUCCAGCUUAAGUGUAGUAAAUUUUCCAUUUGUGAGUGUGUCUCAU
Zootoca vivipara (common lizard) is the source of this 2786-nucleotide messenger RNA. RefSeq names its product solute carrier family 39 member 14 (gene SLC39A14). The record is from RefSeq and is a predicted model, not a curated record. Gene Ontology annotation, cellular component: plasma membrane. Lineage: Eukaryota; Metazoa; Chordata; Lepidosauria; Squamata; Lacertidae. Gene Ontology annotation, molecular function: monoatomic cation:bicarbonate symporter activity; zinc ion transmembrane transporter activity. Gene Ontology annotation, biological process: intracellular monoatomic cation homeostasis; zinc ion import across plasma membrane.